Messenger RNA from Trichoderma reesei QM6a, 1318 nucleotides. RefSeq names its product calcium/calmodulin dependent protein kinase 2 (gene cmk2). Gene Ontology annotation, biological process: protein phosphorylation; cellular response to oxidative stress. NCBI's taxonomy places the organism in Eukaryota, Fungi, Ascomycota, Sordariomycetes, Hypocreales, Hypocreaceae. Gene Ontology annotation, molecular function: calmodulin binding; calcium/calmodulin-dependent protein kinase activity; ATP binding. The transcript has 3 exons. The record is from RefSeq and is a predicted model, not a curated record. Bases 248 to 1318 code for a protein of 356 amino acids.
CCCAGAGUCUCGCAGGGAGUCCAUCGAAUCUACAGGCAUCAUCUGCAUCACGCCACACCGACAGCGCUCGCCUUGUGCCCCCGUCUCUGCCGCCAGUCCUCCUUCUCCCGCCGCCAUUCAAACUUGACGCCUCUCUCUCUCUCUCUGCAUUUGAAGUCCGCCGCCUUUCCUUUCCCCCCCAUUCUCCCAAUCCCUCUCAGUCCCUCCGGCGAUCGCGCGCCCGACCUUCACCCACGGGGCGCCCACGAUGAGUCGCCAGCAGCCUCAGCAGCAGCCCCAGGUCCAGCCUUGCAGAUACAAGGUCGGAAAGACUCUGGGCGCGGGCUCGUACUCGGUCGUCAAGGAAUGCGUCCACAUCGACACCGGCCGCUAUUAUGCCGCCAAAGUCAUCAACAAGCGACUGAUGGCGGGGCGAGAACACAUGGUCCGCAAUGAAAUCGCCGUGCUCAAAAAGGUCUCCAUGGGCCACCAGAACAUCCUGACGCUGGUCGACUACUUCGAGACAAUGAACAACCUCUACCUCGUCACGGACCUGGCCCUCGGCGGCGAGCUCUUCGACCGCAUCUGCCGCAAGGGCUCCUACUACGAAUCCGACGCGGCCGACCUCAUCCGCGCGACGCUCUCGGCCGUCGCAUACCUGCACGACCACGGCAUCGUCCACCGCGACCUCAAGCCCGAGAACCUGCUCUUCCGCACGCCCGAGGACAACGCCGACCUGCUCAUUGCCGACUUUGGCCUCUCGCGCAUCAUGGACGAGGAGCAGUUCCACGUGCUGACCACCACCUGCGGCACCCCCGGCUACAUGGCCCCCGAGAUCUUCAAGAAGACGGGCCACGGCAAGCCCGUCGACCUCUGGGCCAUUGGCGUCAUCACCUACUUCCUGCUCUGCGGCUACACCCCCUUCGACCGCGACUCCGACUUUGAGGAGAUGCAGGCCAUCCUCAACGCCGAUUAUAGCUUCACCCCCGUCGAGUACUGGCGCGGCGUCUCCUCCUCCGCAAAGGACUUCAUCCGCCGCUGCCUCACCAUCGACCAGGACAAGCGCAUCACCGCCCACGAGGCCCUGCAGCACGCCUUCGUCGCCGGCCUCGCGCCCUCGGACGGCGCCGGCGAGAACCUGCUGCCCACCAUCAAGAAGAACUUCAACGCCCGGCGCACCCUGCACGCCGCCAUCGACACCGUCCGCGCCAUCAACAAGCUCCGCGAGGCCCAGAACCUCCUCAUGGACGGCGCCCGCUCUCAAGAGCCCGCGCGCAGCCGGGGAGCAGGAGGCGCUGGUAUCUGGACAUCGCCUUCUCCCAGCUCUCAUCCCUCAUGA